CUAAAGGGCAAAGUAGAGAGAGUCAGUUGGUUACGGAUAAGAUUAGUCCGUCCUUUUUUUGUGUGUUGUAUGUCUAUUAUUAUGUACAAUUGAACAAUUUGGCUUUUCUUCGAAUCUAUUUAACCAGAAAUUUUUCAGUUUUGUAGUUACUUAUUUAUCUUGUGCUAAAGCAACAACAUUUCAGUUAGUUAGUUUUCAUCGUCUGAAUAAAAAAAUGAACAAGUCUCUUGUCCUUUUGGCUGCAGCCAUCUUUAUGGUUGUUAUUACUAAAACAUCAGCUGAUAGCUGGGGUAAACCCAAGCAUAUGUAUUAUAAGCAUAGACAUGAUCAUGAUCAUUACCACUGGCAUGAUCAUAAGGCUGACCAUAAAGAGAAGCACGGGCACGAAGAGAAACACAAACAUGAAGCUAAACAUAAUGAUGAACACAAACACUGGGAAGAGCAUAAUCACAAGCAUAAGCACGGCGAGAAACAUAAUCAUGAUGAAGAUCAUCAUCACGGUCAUAAGCAUAUGCACAAGGAAGAUCACCACGGAAAGUUCAACCAUAAGCACCAACACAAGCAUCACCACAAAGAUCACUGGGGACACAAAAAGUAACCAUCUCAUCAAAAAACACAGACACACAUCCAACAUUUACAUAAAUAAUGUAUCAAAGUUGACCAUUAAAAACGCAUUCAUAUCAUAGA
Messenger RNA from Tetranychus urticae (two-spotted spider mite), 687 nucleotides. RefSeq lists its product as uncharacterized. The record is from RefSeq and is a predicted model, not a curated record. NCBI's taxonomy places the organism in Eukaryota, Metazoa, Arthropoda, Arachnida, Trombidiformes, Tetranychidae.